This is a messenger RNA of Pseudophryne corroboree (corroboree frog), 1587 nucleotides long. RefSeq names its product tetratricopeptide repeat domain 9B (gene TTC9B). The transcript has 3 exons. Gene Ontology annotation, molecular function: protein binding. Bases 87 to 725 code for a protein of 212 amino acids. The record is from RefSeq and is a predicted model, not a curated record. NCBI's taxonomy places the organism in Eukaryota, Metazoa, Chordata, Amphibia, Anura, Myobatrachidae.
GAAUGCAGUGGGGGAUGGACUGAUGCUGGAUCUCUUUCCCUCUCCUCCUCCAGCAGCAUCAUCAGCAUCUCUGCCGCUCAUCCCUUAUGCAUAGAACGUACAUUCAGAGAGAACAGGCGCUGGGAUACCCCCAGCAUGGGCCAGCUGUAAGGGCUAUGGGAGACCAGACCAGUGUAGGUGGGGGGAGACUGCCAGCCUCCCCCGAGCCUGAGAUGGAGGCCAGGAUCCAGAAAGCAGUGGAGUUUAAGACGGAAGGAUACUGCUGCUACAAGGACAAAAAAUUCAGGGAUGCAAUAGGCAAGUACCACCGGGCCCUGCUGAUGCUCAAGGGUGUCCAUGAAGACGGGGAGGAGAGGAAGGCCCACGGCGGAGCUGGAACAAGGUUGACGGAGGCUCAGAAGGUGCGGGUGGAGGCCACAGAGAUCGAGUGUUAUGACAGCCUGACUGCCUGUUUGCUCCAGUCAGAGCUGGUGAAUUAUGAGCGGGUGAAGGAAUAUUGCCUGAAGGUGCUUGAGAAGCAGACCAGCAACUUCAAAGCCACGUACAGAGCUGGCAUCGCAUUCUACCACCUAGGGGAUUAUGGAAACGCUCUGCUUUAUCUCAAGGAAGCCCGAAGCCGGGAGCCUACAGACACCAACGUUCUUCGCUAUAUCCAGCUGACAGAGAUGAAAGUGCAGAGAUCAAGCCAACGGGAGAGGAAAGCAUUUAAGGAAGUGAUUGGAUAGCCCACUAUGAGACCUGCUCCUGCCCAGACCUGUAUGUGAGGAUACUAUGAGCUGGUUCUGAGCAUUCCCCUGUACAAACCUCAACAGUCUCCCCCUCGUCAGGAGGCCACAAUACAGAAUAACGCAGCUCUGGCACUUUAUAUAAAUGAUAUGAUUACAUGCAUAAUGUUAGAAAUCUAUCUCCCCCUCAACUACCUAUGUGUCAAUGCAUGAAUUGUGUGCGUGUGUAUGUAUAUUACAUGAUAUAAUAUAUGUACACACUCAUAUUUAGGGAUGACAGGUCAUGCUCAGUAGCAGUGGUGACAGCACUCAAGGAUCCCGCAGUUCCAGUUCCCAACCUCCCAUCUUCCUCUGAUCAAGAAGAUUUGCCCGAAAAUGACUUUUCCCAGUUCGUUCCCAAUAUAAUUGGAUGCAUAGCAUUAUGGGCACUAGUUAAUUACAAAUCCUGUAACAAUAGAAAGAGCAGACUCAUUCAGUCAGUGGGGAAUAUACUUCCAGCUGCAUAGAUCUCUAAAGGACAUAACUGAGGAUUCCACAUUCCACCACCACCCCCUCCGCACAAGACCACUACUGGACUAGAUUUAUUGCAUUGCCAUCAAAUCUUAAGGUCUCUCAUAGGAAUGACCAAGAUCCUUGCAGAAAAUUGGAUGUAAUUGUGAUGCCUGAUGAUACAUUGAGUUAAAGCCGGCUCUGCACCUUACGACUGCCGCAUCUAAUGCUCCGCACGUUCAGCACAAGCUGGACUCUCUCCGAAGAAGGUGUGCCCCCUCAUGCCGUGCGAAGGGCCAGCGUGGCUCCUUCUUUGGUCUUAUAAGGAUGUUGUGUAGGACUUUCUUUUUGUAAAUAAAAGCAACUAACUGUG